AUGGCCAUCUCUCUGGACUCGUCGAUCCUGGUCUUUGGCGGUGGUGGUACAAUCGGAAGCUCGACUGCGCUACAUCUUGCACGUAAAGGAUACCGCAAUGUUCGCGUUCUAGACGUGUACCCCAUUCCCAGCGCGCAAAGCGCUGGCAAUGACCUGAACAAGAUCAUGGGCACCAGUCUACGCAACUCUGUCGACAAGCAGCUCAGUCUUGAGGCGGAGGAUAUGUGGUCUAACGAUCCGACGUUCUCGCCUUACUAUCAUCGCACGGGUCGGCUCGAUUGCUGCGGUUCGGAAGAAGGUAUUGAGGAUUUGAGGAAGACCGUGAAGAAACUUGAAGAUAAUGGUCUCGGCGAUACCGUCGAGUGGCUGGAUAAUGAAGACGCCAUUCUGAAUCGCGUUCCUCUGCUUUCGCGCGAUCAGAUCCAAGGUUGGAAAGGCCUUUACUUCAAGAGUGGCGGCUGGCUAGCCGCUGCAAAGGCAAUCGACUCCGUCGGUCGGGAGCUGGCAAGUCAUGGCAUCAAGUUCAGCUUUGGCGACUCUGGCGCUUUCGAUAGUCUCAUCCUGUCGGAUGAUGGACAAAGCUGCCUAGGCGCCGUCGCAAAGGAUGGCACAAGGUACUUGGCGGAUAGGGUAGUGCUGGCGACGGGUGCUUGGUCUCCAGUACUUGUAGAUCUUGAGGAGCAGUGCUGUUCUAAGGCCUGGGUAUAUGCGCAUCUACAGCUUACACCCGAGGAAGUCAAGGAGUACGCUGGAUGCCCCGUGGUCUAUAACGAGGAUCUCGGCUUCUUCUUCGAACCUAACGAAUACGGCGUGAUUAAGGUCUGCGAUGAGUUCCCAGGCUUCACCCGUUACAAGAUGCAUCAGCCAUAUGGCGCCUCCGGACCCAAACCUGUAUCUGUCCCUCGCUCACAUGCCAAGCACCCCACCGAUACGUACCCUGAUGCGAGCGAAGUCACAAUACGCAAGGCAAUCGCUACAUAUCUUCCGCGAUUCAAGGAUAGGCCGCUGUUCAACCGAUCGUUGUGCUGGUGCACCGACACGGCAGACGCGAACUUGCUCAUUUGUGAGCAUCCGAAAUGGAAGAACUUCAUCCUUGCAACCGGGGAUAGUGGACACUCCUUCAAGCUCCUUCCAAUCAUCGGGAAACACGUCGUUGAGCUCCUGGAGGGGGCGCUGCAGGAGGACAUGGUCGAUGCCUGGCGCUGGCGUCCAGGUUCCGGUGACGCCCGAAAGUCUCGUAGGGCUGCUCGCGCGAAGGACCUCGCGGAUAUGCCGGGCUGGAAGCAUGACGAGGACCAGACUGACAAGAAGGAGAGGGAACAGUGGGAAGACGCUGUCGAGCGCCUCGCGGCGACGAUGGAUCCUUCUUGUUGCACAGUAUCAUAA
Peniophora sp. CBMAI 1063 is the source of this 1386-nucleotide messenger RNA. Lineage: Eukaryota; Fungi; Basidiomycota; Agaricomycetes; Russulales; Peniophoraceae. The record is from the annotation of a GenBank genome assembly.